GGUAGAUUUUUAUUUAUUUGAUGACAAGAGAAGGAAAAGAUCUAGAUUGUUCUCGAGGCUAAACGAACGAACGCACGCAUUGGCAAUAUUCCUCGUAUCGUAGCAGCAUCAACGCAAACGCAAACGCAAACGCAGAGUAUUGAAGAAGAUGUUCAAGAAGGCGGUGGAAGCAAAAUCUCAACAGAGACUUUCCGGUGCCGACAGAAAAAAGCUUAAACGAACCGUUAAAGACAAAUUCCCAAGAGCUUCUGAUUCUGACCUAGAUAUUUUACUUCCUCCUAAGACGGAGAUAACUGUGGCCAAGUUUCAAACCCGGGUUCAUGUGUAUGCUGUGGAGGGAGGUUUUCCUGUGUUUUUCGACAUUGAUGGUCGUGGUUCAGAUAUUUUUCCAACAGUUUAUGCUCUAUGGAUGGUCCCUGAGCUGCUGCCGGCUUUCAUACUCAAGGGUGGUGAGGUUUCUCGAUAUGUUAUAGGUGGAGCUGACUUGAUGUUCCCUGGUAUACUUGUGCCUCCUGAAGGUCUUCCAUCAUUUGCGGCUGGGGAAACAUGGGCGGUGAAAGUACCCGAAAAUCCUGCUCCCAUUGCGGUUGGGAGUACCACGAUGAGCAGCGCCGAAGCAUUGAAAGCCGGAUUGCGUGGAAAAGCAUUGAGAAUAACUCAUCAUUAUCGCGAUUUGCUUUGGGAAUCAGUUGAGGGCCGUUACGUACCUAAUGCAGGUUUUUUGGAAGAUGCUGUGUUUGGACAUCCUUCUUUAUUAUCAUCGCCGUCUGAUGAUUCUGGUUUGACCGAGGCUGCUUGUGAGACAUCAAUUGACCAACAAAACAACACGAAAAGUGAUGAAGCAGAGGGAUCUCGUGUUGCAAAUGAUGAAAAUAAUGAUGAAAAUACAGCAGAUGAAGCAACUGCUGGCGUGCGUGAUUUGAAGUUAACUGAUAGUGGUUCGCCUAAUGACCCGAAUGACCAACAUACUCUAUCAACUUCAGAUGUAGAUUUGCUUCUAGACAAGUGCCUUUUGCAAGCACUGCAUACAACAUUGAAGGACAAAGACCUUCCCAUUCCUGGAAGCACUCUAUGGUCAAACCAUGUAUUGCCAUGUAGGCCUUCAGGAAUAACUUUAGACAUCAAGAAGUCAUCCUACAAGAAGUUAGCUAAGUGGUUACAAGCAAAAGCCUCCUCUGGAUUGAUAUCAGUGAAAGAAGACAAACAUAAAAAAGAAGUCGUGCUAUUUUCAGUUAACCGAAAACACGCUGAUUAUUCAUCCUUUAAGCCUGAAAAAAGGCCAGCGGAGAAACCUGACCAGUCCAGUGUUCAAUCUGUCAAUGAAACUCGUUCGUCCAAAACUCUGGAAGUGACUGAAAUCUACAAGCCAAGUGUACAUGUCAAUCCCAUAUUUUCAUCUGUAGGAGCUGAUACAGGCAAACUUUAUACUGUUUCUGAAGCCACUGAUAUUGUAUUCGCAUACAUUGAAAAACAAAAUCUUGUGAAACCAACAAAUAAAUCUCUUGUGGUUCUAGAUGCAAUAUUAUGUGAUGCACUAUUUAAGGGGGCUAUUAAAAAAGGAACUACGUAUCCUACAGAAAUUCACAAAAAAGAUUUAGGGCAAACAUUUGUGAGCCGAAUGCAACCUCACCAUGUUGUGACAAGAGGGAAUGAAUCUGUAGUUCGUAAAGGUGCACUAAAAACAAUUCAGAUACUGACAGAAAGGCGGCAAGGCAACAAGAAGGUAACCAAACUAUCCGGCAUGGAAUCAUUUCUUAUAGAUGCUGACGCAUUAGCAUCAGAACUUCAGAAGAAGUUUGCUUGCAGUACCACUGUUGGAGAAUUACCAGGUAAGAAGGGGUUUGAGGUUAUGGUUCAAGGUGGAGUUAUUGAUGACCUGGGAAGGCAUUUGGUUGAACAAUAUGGAGUUCCAAAGAGAUUUAUUGAAGUUUUUGACAAAACAAAGAGAUGAGCUCUACCAAAAGGUGGUGAUUUUUUAUAUUUUGUAGCAAUGAUGGGAGUGCUAUGCUUGGAUUCUGAAAAUGUAAUGCAUUUUUGCACUUUUUAGGUCUAGGUUAAUACAUAAAAGAGUAAACUCAUAAUAGGAUUAGACAAAGGUUCUUUCCAAUUCAAAUAUUUAUUGUAUAAGAUUAUUAUGAAACUUUGACUGGGAAAUCUUAUUUGCAAUUUUCACAUAUUUUCACA
This is a messenger RNA of Medicago truncatula (barrel medic), 2184 nucleotides long. Its product is annotated as eukaryotic translation initiation factor 2D. Lineage: Eukaryota; Viridiplantae; Streptophyta; Magnoliopsida; Fabales; Fabaceae. The record is from RefSeq and is a predicted model, not a curated record. Gene Ontology annotation, molecular function: translation initiation factor activity. The transcript is spliced from 8 exons. Gene Ontology annotation, biological process: translational initiation; formation of translation preinitiation complex. Bases 149 to 1951 code for a protein of 600 amino acids.